GAGGAUUACUUUUCACUGAAAAGAGCUAUAUCUAAAGAAUAGAAGCUUCGAUAGCGCUUAUUUCAAGUACAAAUAACUUGUUACAAAGCUUUGAAAUCUAAUAGGUACAGCUGGCCGCAUGCCUUGGUACUGCUUUCGGGACUUGAAAGCACAGCUGACGCAAAAAAUCAGUAUUGCAAAAGUCGACCAGCAGAGCUUCAGACAAAGGCAAACCAGAGAAGAGCAUGCCACUAACAUCCAAUGCCGCCAAUAGAAAGCCAAGCUUAGAAGGCUUCUCGGACAAGCAGCAUGCAGCUCUGAAACAAAAAAGUGCGGAUAUAGAUCGCGUUGAGGAUGAUAUAAAGACUAUAGUGAAACCUGUCGUUGACUCUUACCCAAGCUGGUCAGAACAUAUGACUCCUGGUACACUGCUAAUCUUCCAAGAUGACGAUAGUUGGAACAGACUAUCAAAGAAGAACAACUCGAAAAUUCUGUUAAAAGACAACCGCCCCAACUUUGAUGGCACAGAUCCAGAGUCUCUAAGGUCAAUUGAGAAUUCUUUGGUAUUUUCUUCGUCUGACGAAGAGAGUGAAACCGCUUCAUCGCCCUCUUACAACCCAUUAAGGUCCAGUGAUAUGAAGACAUACGGAGCUACGCCUAUAGAGGAGGAUAUAGUGGUUGUAAAGUGCAAAGUCUGCUCAAAGCCGAUCUUGGCUAGCAAUUUUACCCACCAUCAAGAGAUCUGCGAAAAGCUAAUUGAAGAAGCGUCCAUGGCUGAGACAUCGUCAAAUUUGAAGUUUUCACCAAAUUCAGAUGAUGAAAGUGUGAAAAGCAAUACACCACUCUAUAAAAAGUCCAAGAAAAAGCGUGAUUAUGAUGAGCCUGAUCGUGGCCAUCUCGGCAAAAAAGGCAGAAAAGGGAGCAUCACCUCUAUAAACUCACAGACAUCUGAAGGUACGCCGGUGCUACCCCGCAAACAGCUCCCCAAUAAUUCCGACAAACCAGACAAGAAGAAGAAAAAGGAAAAGCAAAUCAAAGUAAAGCCACCACCAAAAGAGAAGCCACCGUUGGACCUCGAUAAGCAGUGUGGCGUUAUAGCAGGUCCCAACAAUUUGCCCUGUGCAAGAUCUUUAACUUGCAAAACCCAUUCUAUGGGUGCUAAGCGAGCAGUUGUUGGUCGGUCACAACCAUACGACGUGCUUCUAGCAGCAUAUCAAAAGAAAUCAAUCGGCCGCCCUCAAAAUUCCUCAAGUUCACCACUAUUACAAAAGGCAAAUGCAACCACCCAUAAAUUACGUAUACAAAAGAAAGUCUUGACUGGUGCAUCGUCGUCUACUCCAGUACCUGAAGCGGAAAUUAUCGACUCUGACGAAGAAGUGGAAACCGUUAUGGAAGCCAUAAAAUCAUCUUGCCCUACUCCUUUGGCAGAAAUUCCACGACCUUUUAUGAGCCGACGUAAUCGAUGUGUGCGUUUACGUGAACUGUUGUUGGAUGCUAUUUCACCAAAAUCGAGCUUAACCGACAAUACUACACCAGUGCAAACCAGAUCAACUGCUAAUGCUGGCAUUAGCCAAUUAUCUGGAUACCCUUUGCAAAACACUACUGCAGUAUAUAAUAUAGCAAAUGGAAUGAAACUAUCUGAUACCUCAUUCCGAUUGCCCGAAAGUAGUCCAACCAAGCUUACUCUUAGAUAAUUUCUCCCUCAAUACAAUAAUGCUUUAAGCACCUGAUACAAAAA
Molecule: messenger RNA, 1717 nt
Organism: Umbelopsis ramanniana AG
Lineage: Eukaryota; Fungi; Mucoromycota; Umbelopsidomycetes; Umbelopsidales; Umbelopsidaceae
Exons: 8
Coding region: 225-1673 (482 amino acids)
Biological process (GO): RITS complex assembly; regulatory ncRNA-mediated heterochromatin formation; regulation of transcription by RNA polymerase II
Cellular component (GO): SAGA complex
Source: RefSeq, a predicted model, not a curated record